CCAGCCAUUACCAGCCCCGGCCUCCAAACCCUUAUCCACCAACAGCCCCUGUCCCCCCGUGUCAUCACGCGACAAUCGCCGUUGUCCCAGCAAGCCAAGAGAUAACGCUCACGAGAACCCCUCAAUCGCCUCUUCCGGUCCCAAAAGGAAGGAUUUCCUGAAUGAAAAGAAAACCUCAAUUUCCCCCCGGAAACGCGGAAAAAAAAUCCCAACUCGUAUAUUUUAAUAUUAACGACAACCACUGCGAGUAAAUUAACACACGAGUUCACAAGUGGUAUUCUCCAUACGAUAACAGCGGUGCUGAAAUAGGAGGGGACAUGUGCUAGGAAUUCAAACGAAUUCAGGCAUUAUCUGUACACCAGCGCAACUGUGCACAAUGCCAGGUGAAAUCCGACGAAUAUUGCUGGUGUUGUUGAUCGGAAUACUGUCAGUAUCGUCAAAAUCGGAUGACGGAGUUGUGACGGUGCCGUCUAUCGACAUUCCGAGCGAUGGGAAGGGAAUAGUGCCAGCUGGUGAUGGCACGCCUGGGAACACCUCCAUGGUGGUGCCUCCGGGUGCGUCGGCGAUAUCCGGAGCCCUUGGCUUGUUGUAUCGUCUCACAAUCCACCCGGUGAUCGUGUUCCUGCGCCUGUUCCUGGACCCGAUUUUCUCGCUGCUGCGAGGAGUGCUGAGUCCAGUAUUGGCGAUAGUUAAUUAUGCUCUGGGGGCGGUGGGUCUCCCUGGGCUGGGGCCUCUCCUCAACGAACUCUCGAUCGGCCUCCAGGGGUACCUGGGGCGGCUUCUGGGACAGGUCUCCGGCUUCGUGGGGACCCUCCUGGGGCCGCAGGACAACAUUCAGGCGAACUCGCGCAGCAGGCGAUCGGUGACGAGCUUUCUGAUGAGCCCCAUCACGACACCCAUGGGCUACGCCUGGAGCUUGAUCUCCAUGCCCUGGAGGAUUGCCUCCACCGUCGGCAGAGUCGUCACGACUCCCCUCUACUAUGGGUACAAAGCUCUGUCGUAUCCGGUCUCCGGGGCGAUCACGGUCGGCACCUGGCCCACGCGCCGCAUCCUCCGGAUGCUGGGGUUCGGCGGGAGGAAGGAAGGGGCCGAUGGCGAAAUUGGCGAGGAGGUGGACCCGAUUAAUGACCUCAUGGGGAGCCUCAGUGAGACCGCACAGGACGCCCUCGCUGAGGCUAUGAUCAAGGGGUUCCAGGUCAUGAAGAGCGAUGUUCUCCCGGCCAUCGACUCCGCUUUUGUGAACUAUCAGGACUCGGAUAUGGUGCCUGACUCCGUCAAGGGGUACAUGAAGAACUUUCAUAGGGCUUAUUCGCUCCUUCAUACACUUCGCAUUCUGUAAAUUUUACUGUGUUGGUGGAAUUUUAAUAAAGUUUGUUGAUGAAAUAUGUCAAAUGA
Messenger RNA from Diachasma alloeum, 1395 nucleotides. RefSeq lists its product as uncharacterized. NCBI's taxonomy places the organism in Eukaryota, Metazoa, Arthropoda, Insecta, Hymenoptera, Braconidae. The transcript is spliced from 2 exons. Bases 377 to 1339 code for a protein of 320 amino acids. The record is from RefSeq and is a predicted model, not a curated record.